This is a messenger RNA of Larimichthys crocea (large yellow croaker), 3684 nucleotides long. It is a transcript of the gene arhgap22b, whose product is annotated as Rho GTPase activating protein 22b. Bases 708 to 2690 code for a protein of 660 amino acids. The record is from RefSeq and is a predicted model, not a curated record. Gene Ontology annotation, cellular component: focal adhesion. Lineage: Eukaryota; Metazoa; Chordata; Actinopteri; Sciaenidae. Gene Ontology annotation, biological process: activation of GTPase activity; signal transduction. Gene Ontology annotation, molecular function: GTPase activator activity. The transcript is spliced from 8 exons.
UGGCAUUUUCAAGGAAUAGACAGUUACACACACACUUCCUGUGAACCACAUGAUGUCAGAGGCACUUGGAACAUCGAAUGGAACAUUUUUCAUGAAGUCAGAGGUUGAAUCACUUCUUGCUUAUAACAAUCAGUGAGAGAAAGUGGCAACAUAGAUUCUGCACAGUAUCUACAGUUCAGUCUGACUCAAGGAAGAAUCCAAAGUCUGUACUGUCUGUACUGUCUAUAUCUCAGGGAUUGAUUGGCAUUGUCUGCUUUCUCUGUGUGUGUACAAGUUUGUUUGGCAAAGAUUGGAGGACAGCCCAUCCUGCUACUGCGCACACACACACACUCAGGGAGAAAGAGAGGGAAGGACAGAAAGCGAGAGAGAGAGCCUUGUUACACUCCUCCUCAGGGAUUUGCCUCUCCCCAGGGGUGCUGAGGGAACGGACCUGCUGCCCAUGCGGCUGAAUGAAAGAAACGGAGGGGGGGGGAGAAAAGAGUGAAUGAAUGGACAGAAUAAAUGAGUGAAGGGCAAGUAGCAGGACCCGUUUGACGGGUUUUGUUUCUGCUGGCAUUGAGCAUGCCUCACUGGCAGGUUCUGGCCGUGAGUGCUACCUGCGUACUGAUCUGUUUCCAAGCGGACUCGGUGGUGACGGAGAAGCCGCUUCAUGCUGGAGCUUUAGGCCAGAGCCAGUCCCAGCUCCAGCCUGCACCGUACACUCAGACAUGGGGCCGGUCUGCUGCAAGCCGGACAGACUGAAGAAACAACAUCUCCAAGGUGGAACAGGAGAGAAGGACCGGGCACCCAUCAGCCAUGAAUCCUUCCUGCUCAUGGCAAACUCCCAGACAGACAUGGAUGACUGGGUCAAGGCCAUACGGCGGGUCAUCUGGGCGCCGUUUGGAGGAGGAAUAUUUGGUCAGCGUUUAGAGGACACAGUGCAGUAUGAGAAGAAGUUUGGCCCCAGGCUGGCCCCCCUGCUGGUGGAGCAGUGUGUGGACUUCAUCAGGGAGAGAGGUCUGGACGAGGAAGGUCUGUUUCGGAUGCCGGGACAGGCCAACCUGGUGAAAGAGCUGCAGGAGUCCUUUGACUGCGGCGACAAGCCUCUGUUUGACAGUAAUACAGACGUCCACACGGUGGCAUCCUUGCUAAAGCUGUACCUGCGCGAGCUGCCUGAACCAGUCAUUCCCUUCGCCAAAUAUGAAGACUUUCUAACCUGUGCACAGCUUUUGGCCAAAGAUGAAGAGGAAGGGGUCCAAGAGCUUGGAAGGCAAGUUAGCACGCUACCUCUACCUAACUACAAUCUCCUCAAGUACAUAUGCAAAUUUCUUGAUGAGGUCCAGUCCCACUGCAUUGAGAACAAGAUGAGUGUCCAGAACCUCGCCACAGUAUUUGGACCAAAUAUCCUUCGACCCAAGAUGGAGGACCCAGUCACUAUCAUGGAAGGCACCUCUCUGGUCCAACACCUGAUGACAAUCCUCAUUAGGGAACACAUCCGUUUGUACUCAGGGAGGGACCAGGAGGGACCCACUGCACCCCAAACUGAGCUCCCUGUCCAGGGGCAUCAGCUCCAGCAUCGCAGCCUGGGAGCCUGGAUCUCAGAGGAAGACCUCCAGAGCUGCCCAGUCUCCAACCCUGACCAAGAACUGCACAGCAGCGCCUCAUCUCUGGAUGCCAAACUGUGUGCAGCCGUCACUCCCACCCAAACCCCAAACCUGAACCCUGGACCAAAACUGGGGUCUUCAUCCGGUAAAGGAGAGACGCUGGUCAGCCCGAGUAAACAAGCCAAGACCAUACCCUCUUGGAAGUAUUCUUUCAAAAGCUCCUCUGCGCCUCGUUCCCAGAUGCAAGCCAAGCAAAGCAGCAGCGGCAGCUCUGUGGCUGAUACCACCAGUGUAUCUUCUGGUGGGGGAGGAGGCGGAGGUGGAAGUGGAGGGGGAGGUAACUGGCUCAUGAAUGGUUUGUCCUCCUUGAGGGGGCACCGCCGCACGUCGUCAGGCGAGCGGUCUGCCCGUGAUCGCGACUCUACUGGCUCCUCACAGAGACUGUCCACCUACGACAAUGUCACAUCGUCCUCUAGCAUGGGGAGUGUUCCAAGUGUAUCCAGCACACCUUGGUCCACUUCCUCCUGCGAAAUCUCUGUUCCUGACUCGGGAAGCGAGCCCUCAGCGAACCAGAACUGCAGAGAAGGGGGUGAAAGUGGGGAAAAGGGGGAGUGGAUGGAGAGUCAGAGGGAGGCUGACAGAGGACAGGACGGAGGGAUGACGACAGAACCGAGCUCUGAGCAGGACAGUUGUGAGGCCAUGGAGCUGUGCAGUAGCAGCGCAGCCUGUAGCGAGAAUGGAAACAUGGCCAUGGCAGCCGGGGUGCCAACCAUUAUCAUGUCCGAGGACGGUGACGGGACAAAUCUAACACUGAGCAGUUUGGUGGAAGGAUUGAAGGACGAGUUGAGGAAGCAGAAGUCUUCAUAUGAGGCCAGGAUCCAAAAACUGGAGGAGUCCAGUGCUGCUUUGUGCGCACAGAUGGAGCGUCUGGAACAAGAGAUGGAGCAGGAAAGGAAGAAGCAACGCAUGCUGGAGAUCAAACUACGAAACUCUGAGCGAGCGCGGGAAGAUGCAGAGAACCGCAACCGGCUUCUGGAGAAGGAGAUGGAGGAUUUCUUUUCCACACUGGGAGAUCUGGCGCUGGGUGCAAGGACUAGUGACAUUUGAUAGAGCAAUGCCACUCAUCUGUCUGUGGCCAAAAACUGUCAGGGUUUGUAUUUCGAGGGGUUAGGUGUAAGAAGGGCUCACAUCCUCCUUGGUGCAUCAGGGCGUUCCUUAAAAAGAAGAAUGAAACAAGAAAAUGAAGGAACCUGACAUAUUUGUGUACAUUCAAGACAAACUCAAAGAAAACUGAAAAGAUGAGGAAAUUCUGAAGGAUGUAAACCUGAAAUUGUGACUCACUGUGUGUCCAUCUCCACUGGGAACCAAGUGGUUGUGACUUUCUUACGCAUGCUUGAAAUGGAACGUUAAGACAAGAAGACGAGACUCCUUGAUGAGUCCAGGGUUUGUCUUGUGAAGGCAGUAUUUUGACAGUUCAGGUGCCUGUAGGUGACUGGUGGAACAUGAUGUAAUUUCUCUGACAUUCUCUAUACUGGAGAGCACUGACUUCUUCAACCACUAUUUUACAUGAGACUGAAAUUUCUUGCUGAAACUACAAGACUCGAUAGAACGCUGAACGCAGACAGCUGACUGAUAUUUAUCUAUAUCUGAUCUUUAUCUUCAAGGAAUUGUUACAUUUUGGAAAUACACUUAUUUAUUUUCUCGUCAAGAGUUAGAUUAGGUGUUUGAUACCAAUUUCAUGGCUGUAAUAUAUAGUUGGGCAUAUGAAGCUACUUCCAGCAAUAGGUUAGCCUAGCUAGCUUCCCCUGUUUUCAAGAAAGAAAACGUUAGCCUAAAUCUAAAAAUGCUAACAACACUUUUAAAGCUAACUAAUUAACUUGUUUGUUUAAUUCUGAUAAAAACAAAAAUGUUAUGUCCUUAUGGAAAGCUAAGCUAACCAGCUUCAUGCCCUAGCUGUAUUUAGCAGGGCAGCACUAGGCUAACUUCCCACUUCUUUUUGUAUUGUUGUAGUUAACUGACAGUAUAAAGAAUGGACAGUGUAAUAUAAUUUGGAUUUUCAAAAAAAAAUGUAGCCUUAGUACAGUUGUCAUGAAAGGGGAAA